Molecule: messenger RNA, 864 nt
Organism: Microthlaspi erraticum
Lineage: Eukaryota; Viridiplantae; Streptophyta; Magnoliopsida; Brassicales; Brassicaceae
Source: the annotation of a GenBank genome assembly
AUGGCAGAGAAGCUAGGCAUAGCUGGAGCCUUGCAGCGCCCUACUACUUCAAUCAUCUUUGGAGAUGCAACUACUAAGUCUCCUCUUGGAGUGUUCAAGAAUUAUCACUUGAAAAUUGGAGAAUGCAUCAUCCAAACUGAUCUCACUGUGAUGGAAAUGGAAGAAGAGAAGGAUUUGCCUUUACUAUUGGGAACCCCUUUCCUUAGUACAGUUGGCGCUUCAAUUGACUUUCACAAGCAAGAAGUGAUCCUUCACAAGGUGAAUAGUUUGGUGUCAUAUCGCUUGCAGCCUAGAGGUUCAGACUUUUGUGCCACAAUUGACAGUACCAAUCUCAGUUCUAAGAGUCAUGGAGCUACAAAGGUUGUGAAGGAAAGGGUUGACAAGGAACCAAGAGUUGGGAAGGAUAAGGAUGAGAGAGGACCAAGGAUUGAGAAGCCACGUCUUGAGAGGGCUAGAGUUGAGAAACCACGAUCUGAUAGGCCAAGAGCUGAGCGACUUGUUCAAGCCCCUUGUGUGCUUGAUGAAGAGAGCCUUCAAGCUUUGUUUGAUGAGCCACUAGGAAGGGCUCUACAAGAAGGGGAGGAUGCAGCCUCUAAGGCAAGACCAGGAGAUAAAAGAAAGGAUCCACCAGCUCAGGCCCCUUCAGUCAAGCCAUCUCAGCUCACAAUGACCUUGUUCCCCACCAAGUUUGAAAAUGGGAAGAUUGAGUACAAGAUAAGGUACAAGGGGAGAUCAAGGCCAUUCUCUAGAGCCAAGGCCAUAGUGACUUCAGAACAGUCCAGGGACCCAACCAAGCUAAAGGAGCUUCUGUCUCAAGUCCUCACUAUCACCCUUGAUGGUGGGACUAGCUCAACCAAUGCCUAA